UGUAGGACUACUAAAGUAAACAAAGAAACCAAACAACCAAGCAACUAAGCAAAGCAAAGCAAAGCAACCACCAAGAAUUAAUUUAUUUAUUUUUAAAAAAAUUCAUUUCCAAAUUCAAAGCCAUAUACCCAUUUUCUAAAUUUGACUGAUCUUUCCGAUGGGAUUAACGGCUCAAAACCCCAACGGAGAAGCCGAGGCUGUUCUUCUCCUUCCGACGUCGGAGAUUUUGACCAAAACCGGUAAAGUACCCGAAGACAAAUUCCAUUUCGCAUACAUAAUCUACUUCAUUCUGGGUCUUGGUUAUCUCUUCCCAUGGAACGCUUUCAUCACAGCCGUCGAUUACUUCUCCUUCAUCUACCCAGAUAUCAGCGUCGACCGUAUAAUCGCCGUCGUUUACAUGAUGGUCGGCCUUGUUUCCCUCAUCUUAAUUAUCUUAUACUCCCUUAAAUCCGACGUUUAUUUCCGUAUUAACUUGGGUUUGGGUCUCUUCAUCGUUUCACUGCUCGUCGUACCCAUUACCGACGCCGUUUACAUCAAGGGUCGGGUCGGGUUGUACGGUGGGUUUUACGUUACGGUGGCUGCUGUUGUACUUGCGUCCAUUUCUGAUGCUUUGGUUCAAGGUGGGACCAUUGGGUCCGCCGGUGAGAUGCCGGAGAGGUAUAUGCAAGCUGUUGUAGCUGGAACUGCUGGCUCAGGAGUUCUUGUGUCUUUUCUAAGGAUUUUUACAAAAGCUGUAUUCCCACAAGAUGCUGUUGGUCUUAGGAAAAGUGCAAACCUUUACUUUGCUGUGUCGGUAGUUGUAAUGGUGAUCUGCAUUGUUCUAUACAAUGUGGCACUUAGGCUUCCAGUUAUGAAGUAUUACAGAGAGUUGAAGAUUCAAGCUAUGAAUGAGGAGGAAGAGGAGAAAGGUCCUUUGACCGGAGCUGUAUGGAGAUCAACUUUGUGGGAAAUUGUUUGUAGAAUCAAAUGGUAUGGAUUAGGGAUUAUCCUUAUCUACAUUGUGACAUUGGCUAUAUUUCCAGGUUACAUAACUGAAGAUGUUCAUUCUGCUCUUCUCAAGGAUUGGUACUCAAUCGUUCUCAUUACUGGCUACAAUAUCUUUGACUUGGUUGGUAAGUGUUUGACCCCAUUGUAUCUCCUUCAGAAUACAAAGGUAGCUGUUGGUGGAACUGUUGUGAGAUUGCUGUUUUUCCCACUCUUCUAUGGUUGCAUUCAUGGUCCAAAGUUUUUAAGGACUGAGGUUCCAGUGACAAUAUUAACUUGCCUUUUGGGUCUUACCAAUGGCUACUUGACCAGUGUGUUGAUGAUUUUGGCUCCCAAGGUGGUUCCAUUACAACAUUCAGAAACUGCAGGUAUUGUGAGUGUAUUGUUCUUGGUUUUUGGUAUGGCUGCUGGUUCAGUUGUGUCUUGGUUUUGGGUUAUCUGAAGUUGUGAACAAAAUUUGUACAAUAUUUAUUGUUGGAUCCCUCGUUUAAGAAUAGGACAAAUGACCACUUUCUUUCUGGUAUCCUCCAUUCUUUAAAAGCUGUGUAAAUCCCACUCUUUGUUAUUAUGCUGUUGUUGAUAGUAAAUGCUGUUGUUGAUAGUAAA
Messenger RNA from Cannabis sativa, 1590 nucleotides. Its product is annotated as equilibrative nucleotide transporter 1. The record is from RefSeq and is a predicted model, not a curated record. The transcript is spliced from 2 exons. The coding region runs from base 158 to 1426 and encodes 422 amino acids. Gene Ontology annotation, molecular function: nucleoside transmembrane transporter activity. Lineage: Eukaryota; Viridiplantae; Streptophyta; Magnoliopsida; Rosales; Cannabaceae. Gene Ontology annotation, biological process: nucleoside transmembrane transport. Gene Ontology annotation, cellular component: plasma membrane.